AUGGUUACAAAGAAUGAUAUAGGAAGAAGGGUAAUUGUUGGUCGAGUUGGAACAGGCACAUUGCUAUAUGUCGGAGAAGUGGAUGGAAGGCAAGGGCUAUUUUGCGGGAUUGAACUGGAUCGACCUGAAGGCAAACAUAAUGGAACAUAUCAAGGCACUGCUUAUUUCCAUUGUAGUGAACAACAUGGUAUAUUCGCUCCAUUAUAUCGAGUUGAACUUUACAAUGAGCUUUAUCAUUCUUCGAUACCUCAACCCGAACAAGUUAGUCAUCAAUUUCUUUAA
This is a messenger RNA of Dracunculus medinensis (Guinea worm), 282 nucleotides long. NCBI's taxonomy places the organism in Eukaryota, Metazoa, Nematoda, Chromadorea, Rhabditida, Dracunculidae. The record is from the annotation of a GenBank genome assembly.